AUGGCCAUGCGCGUUUACGCGGCAGGUUGUUCAGCAGCUCCCGAAGCGGCCGACUUCCGCCUCCUGAUCCGAUCUGCCAUGGAGACCAUCAACCUCAUCACCCCUCCGCCUUCGCCUUCGCCGGGCGUCAGGGGCAGCACCAGUCUCGCCGGCGCCGGCGCCUCAAUCGAGCAGUCCAUCGACCUCGACAGCUCCACCGCCGCCUCGCCCGCCGCCUCGCCUGUCACAGGGGCUGCUUCGGACGAGCGGGACCAGCCGGUAUCGCAGUCGGAGACAGCUUCGCCUGACGCUCCGCCCGCUGCGGGAAGCCGUGCACCGCUCGGCGACGUGAACGUGGACGCCGAGGCCCGCUCGCAGCGCGCGCGCGAAAAGCGGCCGGCGGCACUGCAGCCUGCGGCGCGACCCGCCGAGUCGUCGGACGAGGAUGAGGUUGUGGCGCAAGCGCAGCCGCCGUUGCUCGUCGACUCGGCGCGCGCAGGCGCUUCGUCGCUCAGCGGCCACCCACCGCCGCACGCCGGGCCGGCCGUGGUCGACGGAGAAGACGACGACCUCGAGUUUGUCGGCCGGACGGGCGCCAACGCGCUGUCCGACUUUCCGCACUCGCGCGAGAAUUGCGUCGUGGUGCCGUGGACGGAGGGCCGGAAACAGGAGGCGUGCCCGCAGUGCUACUGCUACGUGUACCCCGUCGAGACGCCACCGCCGCCCGGCCUCGCCGCCGGCAUCACCCUCCGCCCGUACCAGAAGCAGAGCCUCGCCUUCAUGCUCGACAUCGAGCGCUCCACCGACCCUUCCCUGCUCGGCCAGCCCGACGAGUUGAAGAAGAAGCGCAAGCGGGUCGCUGUCGCGUGGGUGGGAGGCCGGCCGGUGUACAGCUCUCCCGACGACGCCGGCAGCACCCACAGCGUGAGGGGCGGAUGGCUCUGCGACGAGAUGGGCAUGCGCAGGACGGCGGUCGUCAGCGUGCGGCUGUGA
Molecule: messenger RNA, 972 nt
Organism: Emiliania huxleyi CCMP1516
Lineage: Eukaryota; Haptophyta; Isochrysidales; Noelaerhabdaceae
Exons: 3
Coding region: 1-972 (323 amino acids)
Source: RefSeq, a predicted model, not a curated record